Messenger RNA from Gadus chalcogrammus (walleye pollock), 559 nucleotides. RefSeq names its product atonal bHLH transcription factor 7 (gene atoh7). The transcript has a single exon. The record is from RefSeq and is a predicted model, not a curated record. Lineage: Eukaryota; Metazoa; Chordata; Actinopteri; Gadiformes; Gadidae. The coding region runs from base 134 to 559 and encodes 141 amino acids. Gene Ontology annotation, molecular function: protein dimerization activity.
AGAAGUGCAAGAGAAACCAAGAGUGCUUCACCAAGAGGGGGAGAUUUGCAACUUUGGACGUUUUUGGAGAAGUGGACGCAUUUUUCCUAAUUUUCCGCAGUUUUGGGAAAGCAACGCCUGACGGAAGAGCACCAUGAAGUCCCGGCUGGCCAGCUGCAGCGACUCCGGCUCCGAGAUGGACUGCAGCAGUCCGGAGAAGUUCCAGACGGUGACGCGGCGGAGGAUGGCCGCCAACGCCCGGGAGAGGAAGCGGAUGGAGGGCCUGAACACGGCCUUCGACUGCCUGCGCAAGGUGGUGCCCCAGUGGGGCCAGGACAAGACGCUGUCCAAGUACGAGACCCUCCAGAUGGCCCUCAGCUACAUCAUGGCCCUCAGCCGCAUCCUGACGGACCCCCGGAGGCAGCAGCCCGCCCACACCACCCAGUGGCUGGACCUGCAGCUGGACUGUGUUCAGGACGAGGCCUACCCGUGCCUGAUGGGGUACGAGGCGCCCGCGGAGCCGGAGUACACCCAGACCUCCUUCCCCUAUCAGUUUGACGGCUACCAGGCUCAGAGCUGA